This is a messenger RNA of Zasmidium cellare ATCC 36951, 747 nucleotides long. RefSeq lists its product as uncharacterized. The record is from RefSeq and is a predicted model, not a curated record. Bases 1 to 747 code for a protein of 248 amino acids. The transcript has 2 exons. Lineage: Eukaryota; Fungi; Ascomycota; Dothideomycetes; Mycosphaerellales; Mycosphaerellaceae.
AUGCCUGUUAUCUUCCGCAAGCUGACGAGGAAGUUCGUCAAUGUUCUUCGCAAAUCUCACGCCCAAGUAAACACAGCUCAGAAAACCUUGGCUCACCACGUUGCCGUUCUGAUAUCGGAGUUCUCCAAAACAGCAAAGAUCUGUGGCAAAGACGAGCUCGCGACGGAACUUCUACGAAGACUCACAGACGCUGGCCUUCUCCCUGCGAAGUUCGACAGCCCCGAGCACUCCAUCAAGACACUGGCGCAAAAGCUAGAAGACAUCGAGAUGCCAGCAUUGCUGUCCGAUACCGAAAUCUGCGCUUGCCCUGACUUUACCUUCGACAGAAACCUCGCCAUGGUGCCCCCAAUAGAGACGGCACGGGCGUCUGACGGCACCAAGCACCUCAGAUCCUGCUACCGACUGAAGCUGGAAAACGCCCAAGUCGUCCUGGUCACCCAGCGCCAUGCACUAUUUGCCGCGCGGAACGUCCGAGAGAUAUGCGUCGGUCUCUGCUUGGAUUGUGUGAAGAGGCCAGGCUCGCAACACAGAGCUGCUUGUCGGGUCGCUCAUCCGCAACCCUGGGUUCAACACGCUCGUGACGACCGCGACAGUGCGCGUGAGCUUGAUCUGGAUGUGUUCAGGGUCGAUAGGGGGCCUAGGGGUUUGCCGAGCGAUACGGGGAUCGGUGUUGUUGACAGAGAUAGGUUUUACAUGGGACUGCUGCAGAAUUAUCCCAGGCCGGCGUUUUGGAAGGACACUUGGUAG